Molecule: messenger RNA, 441 nt
Organism: Closterium sp. Yama58-4
Lineage: Eukaryota; Viridiplantae; Streptophyta; Zygnematophyceae; Desmidiales; Closteriaceae
Source: the annotation of a GenBank genome assembly
AUGAUUGGGCUGGGGGGGAUGGUGACAGCGAUGGACGAGAGAAUGAUGGAGGUGGUGGUGCGGCAUGCGCUGCAGGCGAGAGAGGAGGCGCAGAGGAGGGCCGUGCAGGAGAGUGCGCGGGCUGGAGAGCUGGCUCUGAAGGUGGCGAGGGCGGAGAGCCUUGAGAGGGCGGCGAAGGAGGCGCGAGGGGUGGCAGAGAGGGCAGAGCGGGACAAGGCAGUGCAGGAGGCGAAGAUCAGAGCGAGCUAUGAGGCUCUACUGGGGAACGACAAGGAGGGGGACGCACUGGCAGAGGCAGAGAGGCAGCUGGAAGCACAGCAGGCAGAGCUGCAGGAGCUUCAGGCCAAGCAGACGGCUCUGGCGGACGACCUCAAGGCCAGGUUCUGGAGCACUGUGAAGAGCGAGCUGUAUGACCAGACCAGGGCCCGUAGGGAGGGAUGA